Messenger RNA from Sebastes umbrosus (honeycomb rockfish), 2589 nucleotides. It is a transcript of the gene pdlim7, whose product is annotated as PDZ and LIM domain 7. Lineage: Eukaryota; Metazoa; Chordata; Actinopteri; Perciformes; Sebastidae. The record is from RefSeq and is a predicted model, not a curated record. Gene Ontology annotation, biological process: heart development; muscle structure development; actin cytoskeleton organization. Gene Ontology annotation, cellular component: filamentous actin; adherens junction; Z disc. Gene Ontology annotation, molecular function: actin binding; muscle alpha-actinin binding.
CCUGCUAAAAAGAAUGUGAGUGAAUGAUCCUGCAGCUCACCAAAGGGGAUCCACGGUGGCUUCCUGACGUCCGCUUCAAGGAAGUUUGCCGACUUACCGAUUGACUUUUUAUCCACUAGACUUGAGUCGUGAUGUCUGGCGAACACAGCGAGGGACAGGAGGCUAUGAACGUGUACUCCGUAACCCUCAGCGGCCCAGCGCCCUGGGGCUUCAGGCUGCAGGGUGGCAAGGACUUCAGCAUGCCCCUCACCGUGUCAAGGCUGAUUGCGGGUGGGAAGGCAGCUGAGGCUGGUGUCGGGGUGGGAGACUGGGUGGUGUCCAUCAGUGAGGCCAAUGCAGAAGAGAUGACCCAUGUGGAGGCACAAAACAAGAUCAGAGCAGCAACAGCCUCCCUCACCCUCACCCUCAGCAAGGCCGUGCCAGUACAAGGUGUACCUAAUAAAGUACGGCCUCCGGAUGGACAACCUGCCCUUUUUAUCCCCAACGACCGCAGCAAGAAGAGGCUGAUCCAGGACACCGAGGACUGGCAGCCCCGCACCGGCACCACUCAGUCCCGCUCCUUCCGCAUCCUGGCCCAGCUCACAGGCACCGACUUCAUGCAGGACCCAGAUGAUGAAAUCCUGAAGAGGUCCAGGGUUCUUGCAGAGCUGCAUCACUUCCAGCUCCACACUGUGGAGGGUGACACAUAUGGCUCCCAGCUCCUUGAGCCAACUCCCUCACCUGCCAAGGCCCAGGCAGCAGAUAAACCAGAUGGCUCCAAGACCGCAGCUGCAGCAGCACGCAGUUCAGGUCCUUCCUCUCGACCACCGUGGGUCACCGACCCCAAUUUCGCCGACCGCUUUCGCCCAGACAAGACCAGCACCGUCGUGACCCAGCACCAGCAGCCGGUGCAGCCGACGCCCAUGCAGAACCGCAGCUCCAUCAUGCAGGCGGCGCAGCAGGCGCCCGAAGACAGCGGGAGGACCCCGGUAUGCGGUGCCUGCAACAAAAUCAUAAGGGGUCGGUACCUGGUGGCGCUGGGGCGUUCUUGGCACCCGGAGGAGUUUACGUGUUCGCAGUGUAAGGUGGUCCUGGAAGAGGGAGGCUUCUUCGAGGAGAGAGGGUCCGUCUACUGUACCAAAUGCCACGAUAACCGAUACGCUCCGAACUGCUCCAAGUGCAAAAAGAAGAUCACAGGGGAGAUCAUGCACGCCCUGAAGAUGACCUACCAUGUUGAGUGUUUCAAGUGUGCAGCCUGCAAGACUGCCAUCAGGAACCAAGCCUUUUACAUGGAGGAGGGCGAACCCUACUGUGAGAAAGACUAUGAGAAGAUGUUUGGCACCAAAUGCCACGGCUGUGACUUUAAGAUUGAUGCCGGCGAUCGGUUUCUGGAGGCCUUGGGCUACAGCUGGCACGAUACGUGCUUCGUCUGUGCUCUCUGCCAAAUCAACCUGGAGGGGAAGACGUUCUACUCGAAGAAGGAUAAGCCCCUGUGCAAAGGCCAUGCCUUUGCUCCAGUGUGAGAGAGCGAGCUUCAUCUUCAGAGAAAGUAACCCUUCUCUCUCUCCUACCCUACUCCGCCCUCCGGCACACUCAAACACAUUCUACACCUCUUCUUUACCAACCACACACCUAGUCACACUCCGUCUAUUUUCUACCCUACAGACUUUGUUUUUCUAUAUUUGAGGCUCACUGGUAGCUUCACAUACUGUUACUUUACUGUGCUAAUAGGACAGUUCACAUGUGUUACUGCCUGUAAUACCAAAUGCUGUGUUGUUUAACUGGAAGUAGUCAAGGAAUUGUUUCAUGUCAUCACUAACUUGUUGACUUUUAAGUCAUUUUGUAGAUCACACAUUAAAAGGUGCAGCUGCAGCUCACCUAGAUUUAAUCGUAGUUGUUAGCGAGGAAUUCUCACGACUCUUACUAAUCUCAUCCUUGUUCAGUCUGAAGUGAGAUCAAGUCAGUAUCUUCCAAGUUGAAGGAGUCAUUUGGCUUUUAAUAAUCUCACAUAUUGCAGUAAUGAUCUGCCUCUACUCCUGUACUAAGUGUAGAGAAGUGGUGGCCCCAUUCAGGACCCUGGCCCACUCACUGACUCUUAUUGCAGAGCCUAUUAACGUAAUGGGGGUCCAUUCAAGCACAAAAGGGGGUGUCCUAUUUCUGCUUGACUGGACCCCUGCACCGCUCCACAGAAGCACUAACUGCAGUACGUGCUCCGAUUUACCGGAGCCAAAGGGAGAAGUAAAGUAGUUAAUAACUGUAAUUUUGAGUCAUGUAAUAAUCCUCUAUUGCUCCAAUUUUAAUAGUCACACUCUCACAUGUGGGUGACAAAAAGAAAGUGAUAUUCUUGUUUUAAAUGUUUCUCUCCCUCCCAGUCGUUUGGAACUAUCAUCAUUUAUUAGACAUUUUAAUUCGAAGAAAAAAAAAAAAAACCUCAGAGGUGAUUUUGUCCCUCAUGUUACUAUGAUAUUGUGAUUAUUCCUUAGAGUACUUUCAAGUCAUGGUUUAAUUUGUAUUUAUAUUGCUUCAGAAUGGGCCUGUAAGUGUUGUUUUUAUAGCUGUUGGAAGUUUCCAAAUAAAAUGAUUUAGUAAUGCCCAGCGCUGGGGCAGAAC